This is a messenger RNA of Bipolaris victoriae FI3, 1188 nucleotides long. RefSeq lists its product as hypothetical. The transcript is spliced from 2 exons. The record is from RefSeq and is a predicted model, not a curated record. Lineage: Eukaryota; Fungi; Ascomycota; Dothideomycetes; Pleosporales; Pleosporaceae. The annotation marks the transcript as partial.
CUGCUCCGUCGCUCAUUUGAACCUGGAAAAGCAUCCAGCGAGUUUGCUGAACAAUGGAAAAACCCAGGCGAUGUCUUUUCGGUGCUACUGAUACUUGGCGGUGAUAUUGUGGGGCGUGCGGUAGCCCAGCUUGCCGGUUCGCGAUUAACCCCAGUGGCCUUCUCAUUCGGCUGGGUAGCUUACGCCGUUACUGCUGUCGUUUCCGCCGUUGGCGAGAACAAGCUUAUGCCGCUCCCCGAUUGCGCCUGCAAAGUCAUCAAUGGCGAUUCAACGUAUGUGCGUGACAACACAAGUUGGGUGCUAGGACGCAUCAUGCGAGAUUUCGAGGGCUGGAUGCACCCGGAUAUACGCCAAAAGGUCGAAGAGAUUUUAGACCAAAAGCGGGAGGAAUUACAAAAAGACGCUGAGGCGCGUGGAAAUGGACAGGCAGCGAAUAUCCAACGUCCUACACAAGCCGGUCUUUGUGUGUCAUUCUACAAGGCUGAAAAGGCGAGCCCGGGAAAAACACAAUUCGAUAUGGUAUACCGCAGCGGUUUUGCUACCGCCAUAUUCCAGCUUGGAGUGGCAGCCAUUCCCUGUGGUGUCUGGGGAGACUGGUCUAUACUUCUCAUCACCGCGGCAGGUAUCUUAUUGGCCUUUCUGUCGGGGUCUUUGGGUCAAUGGAAGACUGAAAAAUGGCCCUGUCGCCCCAACAGAGAAACAAAGACUGUAAUACUCACACGCGGCAAUGGUGCUCAGCAUGCUAUUGUUAUUCGCGACGCUGACAUUGUGGGACUUGACCUGGAGAGCCUUGCGGGAGGCCAGUCUAAUGUUGAUGUUUCCACUUCACUUUCUACCCGCGUGACUGUAGUGCUCCUCGCAGUGCUUUGGAUUCUACUACUGGUUUCCGCUUCUGGUAUCAAGGACCAUACCUGGUUUCUUCUUGCGGUUGGCGGCAUCGGAACAACCCAAAACAUCUUUGUUGCUGGCUCGCGCCGGGAUCCAUCAGCUUUUGGUAUACCGUUGACUUAUGAGAAGGUCAUUGCUAGGACAAAGGUAAUGCACACGCUAUUUGCGGUCGAGGAAGCGUUUCCUGGACUUGGUUUCAGUAUGCGCGAAACGUUCUUUCCUGGUGGUCAGCUCAAAGAGCACGAAGUAGAAAAAUGGGAAGCAUGCCAACAACUUCUAAAGGAAGAGAAGGCAGCUAGG